CUCAUAUGAUUGGUGAAUUGGCUGCUGCUGUUCUGUUCCGUAUUUACUCUCAGGACGACCCCUCCCAUAGCGACACGCAGCCCGACCUGCAGGUGAGCAGUUCAGCUUCCUCGUCUCCUCCUCACACUCUCGGCGGAGCUUUCUGUUGCGAGGACAGAAACGAUGCGCUUCACUCCAAAAGGAACCAAGUUUCCCCGAGGAUUUUAGGAUUCGCAGACGGGACGCGAUCCUGCGUCGAGUCCGGAGAGCUCGUCUGGAUGAGGGCAGAAUAGAUGGUGAUCUGAACAGACUGCGGUGUGGCCGUAAAAUACAAAAAGCCAUGCAUUAUCACAGGCUUGUAAGCCUCACAUGUGUACACCCAGUGAGACGGUAACCUGAGAUGCCAUCCACAGGGAGAACCAGGAUGCAUCCCAUUGCAGCAGAGCUUUUAGGCCAGACCAGUGUUGGAGGCAGUCGGUGGAACCCUGCCGUGCUCUUCCUUCUGUGUUUUGGCUUCCUUCCCUCUGUGGCCACUUGCCCACCCUACUGUCUUUGUGCAAGUGAUAUCAUUUCCUGCUGCGGCAGCAAUCUGUCCACGCUGCCCUUUGAUCUACCGAGCUAUGCCACACGACUGGACCUGAGCCACAACGCCCUCACCGCCCUGCCGGUAGACUGGAUUUCCCAACCGUUUGAUCGACUUGCUACUCUGGUUCUCAGCAAGAACUCCAUAAGCCGAAUUGAGGUGAACGCCUUCAACGUGACUCCGCAUCUCUUCCACCUGGACCUCUCAUCCAACCAGCUGACAGUGCUGAACUCAUCCAUCUUCACUGGGUUGAGGGAACUGAAAGAGCUGCUGCUGUUUGGCAACCAGAUCGUCCAGAUCAACCCAGGGGCCUUCAGCGACCUUCACGGCUUGCAGAAGCUCUAUCUCUCUACCAACAGACUGACUGCCUUCCCCCUGGGGCUUUACGAGGAACCUGGAGGGCCUCGAAACCUGACCUUUCUUGACCUGUCAAACAACAGGCUCUCCAAGGUGCCCAUCCAAAGCCUGUUGCUUAUUACCCGACAAGGAGGAAUUUAUUUGCAGGAAAACCCUCUGGUUUGUGACUGUGCAUUGCUCGCCUUGUUGGAGUAUUGGAUGUGGAAACAGUAUCGUCCUCUGGUGGAUUUCAGAACUGAAUACCCAUGUAGAGAAGGUGCAGGUACAGGGCUGAAUUGUAAGCAGCAGGGAGUGUCGGACACGCCCCUUGAGGCACAGACCUACCAAGUAGAGCCUGGAAGGUGGUUGAGAGUGCCAUGCCCAGGGUUGAACUUCCCUGUCCAGGAGGGGCUGGUAGUGUUCUGGAUUACCCCCCAGAUCGCACUGAAUUCAUCAGUCAGUAAUCCAAGUGGUCACCUAAUAGUUCUCCCCAAUGGCACCCUUGAAAUCCAAGGAGCACUGAUGGAAGAUUCUGGUACAUAUGGGUGUGUGGUAGCCCGCGGGCACCACUUUGACCCCAGUGAACCUCUGGAGGUGAGUGUGGUGGUUGGAAACUUAAGCACUACCUCCACCAGUGAAUUGGCACGCAGCGGCGGUGAACAUUUCAACACUGCGUUCACCACCCUUGCUUCCUGUGUAGUCAGCAUCAUUCUGGUGAUGCUUUACCUCUACCUCACACCCUGUCGCUGUCGGGACAGCAGGGGAGGCUCAAGAGGAUGCGGCGGAAGAGCCAUUACCCUCUGCUCGGACCCGAGAGAGGUAGAAUCGGGACAGAGGCGGUCAAAUGGAAAGAGGGUGGCUUUUUUAGAGCCUCAGGCUGAGGACUCCAGUAUUGAUGGCCCAAAAACACCAGCAGUGAACCUGGAUCAUGUUAACCCUGAAGGAAUUCUCAAGAAUGGAAGUAGGACAGUGGAACAGACCCUCACAGAUGCUGCUCACAUGGCAUAGCAAGAACAAGUACCUUUUGCACAUUCCUGUAUUUUCACAGUCUGAACCCACGAGUUUUUUUUUUUCACUGUCUUGUUUUAGUACACAAUCAAAAAAAAUCCAUUUGAUGUGAAGUAGUUCACUGUGAUUCUGGUGAAGUAGUAAUGCGCUCUGGGGUUUGGGUUGUUUGGUCGGCAGCAGAAAAUGCAGUCCUUUUUGUGGGCAGAAUUUCAAUUAUGUCCCGGCUGUAAGUGGUGUGUUUUUUAUAUUAAGAGUUCAUAUGGAAAUUUCACUGUUACCGCGGGAAAUUGUCACUGCAAAGAUCACAAAGAUCAUAAAAACGUGGGUGGUUUUUUUUACAACUGGGCUGAGAGGAAUGUUCACACCUGAUGCAUAAACUGUUAGAGGCUUUGGUGGUUAUUAUACAGUAUACAGCAUGUAAUGUGAAUAAUGCCAUCAUGGUGACCCUUGUUAUUUUUAACCAUCUGUCUCGUAUUGUGCAGCAUAUUGUUUUUGAAACACGCUAGUCGUGUGAAAUUAUAUUGACUUGGUGUUUUGCGCAUCAAACCUUCUUGAAAGUCUUCAUAACCCUGUGAAAAUUCCUUUAUGAAAAGCAAACAUUGUGUUUCCAUAAAGUACAAACCUUCUCUGUGCAGUGAGAAAUACAGAUGUGUUUAACUGGACAAAAAUGCAUUUGACAGCUUUUAAAGGGACGGUUCACUCAAAUUACAAAAACAUAUUUCCUUAUUGUGGUAUCAGGUCAUUCAAACAGUUUUAUUUUUCUCAAGUACUGAGAAAUCUGUGAGAUUUCGGCUUCCUUCUUAAUUUUGUUUGUGAUGAUAAUUACAUUUAAAGCUACACUGGACAAUAUUGUGAAAAGCAAUGAGUCAUUGUCAUGUGUAAUGUGAAUUUAGUCAAGCAUAGUGAAGAUCAAACUGAGAUUUAUCACCCAACUCUGCAGUCCCCCGCAGCGUCGCAGAGCAUUUUAAAGUUUGAUGGCUCUUUGUUUUGAUUAUACAACCCGCAGCUUUAAACCUGGGUUAGGCAUUUUUUGGCAUAAUUGGGCAAAACAUUUCAAAUCAACCUCUCAGCAUGACGUAAUUACAGGAAAACAAAUUCCUGCACCUCCUCCUGGGUCUGUUGACAGGAGAUGUUAGCCAGUCACAGGGCUUUUCAGAUGAGGUAGUACAGACAGCAAUAAACUCUGCAGUGAGAGCAGGAUGUGGUGGAGUAAUGGGUAAGACGGAGGCCUCCAUCUAACCCAUCAAACACUGCCUCUCGGUGAAGCCACAGAUGCAUGUUGACUUUCAGCUCAAAGUGCAUGUUUGUGUGGUGGGAGGGGCUUAGAGGAGAGCAGAGAGGUAACAGCUGCAGGAGGAGGGUGGUGCAUAUUCAAAUUAUGACUUUUCUUUAGUUACCCCUUUUGUGACUUUCUGCUUAUGUAAAUAGUUUAUCAGAACUGUUAACACUGUUGUGGGGUUAUUAAAAGGGAAAUCCACUAAUUUUCCACACUAAAAUGUGAUAGUAGGUCUAUGGGAGUAUUACUGCAUCUGUGAAAGAGGUCAAAGCCUUUUUUGCCUCCGGAGGGAGCUAUUGUGAGGACUGACCAGUUGCUUUAGGUGAUGUGACUUGAGUUAGCGUAGGUUGAGUUUAAAGAUAAGUUUGAAAAAGUGACCUGAAAUGGAAAGAAAUGAGUUUACUAGAUAUGUAGUCUUAUUCACUGGAUUGUGACUAUAAGCCUUCCACUGGCCGUGACUAUCUGUGUACUUUUUUUUUUUUUUUUAAACACAGAAUCACACAUUUUAACCACUGCCUGUGUGCAAAUGUUCCAGCAAAACAACUCCCCUGUCACUGUUUUAGAAAGAACACUAUUGCUGCAUCUUGGCUAUGCCCAAUACGAUUGUGAUUGCUUUAAAUAAAUACAAAAAUGCCAGAGCAUUUCCCCCUUCAGCAGAAUGAUAAUAUGGUGCAGCCAGACCAUUCUGCAAGCGAGACAACCAGUACUGUAAAUGUGGCCAAAUCUCCAUUCAAGCUGCUAACGAUUGAGUUGCAUUGUGGGUGAUGUAGGCACCAGGUUUUGUAUCAGUUUAGAUUUUUAAACUGUCCAACGUGAGUGUAACAGUGUCAUAGGAGUGGAGUGUUGAAGCCGCUCAGUGCUCUUUUGAGGGCCACUUCUCAGUGCUGUGAGAGCUCAUUCAAACAUUCCAUUGAUCUUCAUCAUAUUGUGAUGGAAACAAAUAAACACUACGUACCUGAACUGCUUUCAAAAGAGGUAUGAGAAAGUUCUUUAUUUUUUUUUGUAAUUUGUGUGGACUGACCCUUUAACUGAGAAGUUCUGUUGUGAAAAUGACCAAAUUUCAGCAGCUACACUACCAUUCAAAAGUUUGGGGUCACUUAGAAAUGUCCUAAUUUUUGAAAGAAAAGCAUUUUUUUCCAAUGAAGGUAACAUUAAGUGAAUGAUAAAUCCAGUGUAGACAUUGUUAAUGUGGUAAAUGACUAUUCUAGCUGGAAACAGCUGAUUUUUAAUGGAAUAUCUCCAUAGAGGUACAGAGGAACAUUUCCAGCAACCAUUAUUCCUGUGUUCUAAUGCUACACUGUGUUAGCUAAUGGUGUUGAAAGGCUAAUUGAUGAUUAGUAAACCCUUGUGCAGUUAUGUUAACACAUGAAUAAAAGUGUGAGUUUUCAUGGAAAACAUGAAAUUGUCUGGAUGACCCCAAACUUUUGAACGGUAGUUUAUGUACUGUGUAAGUGCUGUUAUUUGAGCACUGGAUCCAAACAGUGGUAUUUUUGUUAACACUGCAGGAAAUUCAAUCUGCACUUUCCCCAAAGGGGCAUCACAGUCCAAGUCCAAGCCCACCACUGGUCUGAACUGACACUUCAACACAUCAGCUGGAUACGUCAACUCGAUUUGUGUUUGUCCUGUUAAGAGUGGACUUUCCUGCUUGCCCUCUACCUUGUUUUAUCGACCCACAGCUUUACAGAUUCACUGAGGAAUUGAUCCUUAUCGGUUCAGACAGGAGGGAAGUUUGGGCUCGGCGAUGAAGCCCAAAGUCAGCCCAGAUCAGUGUCACAGAAAUCAGAAGAGGUUUACCAGCUCGCCCCCGAGCCCACUGUGACCCACAUUCCUCCAUCCUCCUUUUGUGCUUGAUUUUUAUAGGUGUGUGCAAUCGUUUCCAAGGUGCCAAGAGGCUUGUUAAAGUUUUCUCAGCUCUGUAUGUCCAUGCCACCACUGUCUGAAUAUUAUCUUUUUCUGUUCCAUUAGACAGAGAGUAGAGCUGAGAAAGUAGCAACUUGUCAUGACUGUGAUGGUGAUGUGUCAGGACGAAAUAAAAUGUUUCAUUUUUU
Molecule: messenger RNA, 5230 nt
Organism: Amphiprion ocellaris (clown anemonefish)
Lineage: Eukaryota; Metazoa; Chordata; Actinopteri; Pomacentridae
Product: amphoterin-induced protein 2-like
Exons: 2
Coding region: 380-1906 (508 amino acids)
Cellular component (GO): plasma membrane
Molecular function (GO): protein binding
Source: RefSeq, a predicted model, not a curated record